Messenger RNA from Antechinus flavipes (yellow-footed antechinus), 384 nucleotides. RefSeq names its product derlin-1-like. Gene Ontology annotation, molecular function: misfolded protein binding; ubiquitin-specific protease binding. The transcript has a single exon. Bases 1 to 384 code for a protein of 127 amino acids. NCBI's taxonomy places the organism in Eukaryota, Metazoa, Chordata, Mammalia, Dasyuromorphia, Dasyuridae. The record is from RefSeq and is a predicted model, not a curated record. Gene Ontology annotation, biological process: endoplasmic reticulum unfolded protein response. Gene Ontology annotation, cellular component: Hrd1p ubiquitin ligase ERAD-L complex; endoplasmic reticulum membrane.
AUGCUCCUUUUUAACUGGGUUUGCAUCAUUAUUACUAGUUUAAUGAUGGACAUGCAGUUGCUGACUAUUCUUUUGAUCAUAUCAGUACUCUAUGUCUGGACCCAUUUGAAGAGAGAAAUGAUUGUUAUCAUUUCGGUUUGGAACACUAACGCUUAUUAUUUGCCUUGGGUCAUUCUUGUAUUCAACUACAUUACUGGAGGAUUGCUUUUCAAUGAACUGAUAAGAAAUCUUGUUGAACAUCUAUAUUACUUCUUAAUGUUCAAAUACCCAAUUGAUUUGGGAGGGAUAAUUUUUUUGUAUACCCCUCAGUGUCUGUACCCCUGGCAUUCCAGUAGGAGAGGAACCAUCUCUAGAUUUGGUGUUCCACCUUCAAGCAUGAGAUGA